Eimeria acervulina is the source of this 2988-nucleotide messenger RNA. RefSeq names its product sufB/sufD domain-containing protein, putative. The record is from RefSeq and is a predicted model, not a curated record. The coding region runs from base 1 to 2988 and encodes 995 amino acids. Gene Ontology annotation, biological process: iron-sulfur cluster assembly. The transcript has 11 exons. Lineage: Eukaryota; Apicomplexa; Conoidasida; Eucoccidiorida; Eimeriidae.
AUGUGGGAUAUUCUCCCCGCUAGAAAGAAAAAGACAGGUACACCAGCUGCUGCUGCUGCUGCUGAAGCUGCUGCUGCUGCUGCUGCUGCUGAAGCUGCUGCUGCUGCUGCUGCUGCUGAAGCUGCUGCUGCUGCUGCUGCUGAAGCUGCUGCUGCUGCUGCUGAAGCUGCAGCUGCUGCUGCUGCUGCUGAAGCUGCUGCUGAAGCUGUUGCUGCUGCAGCAGCUGCUGCAGAAGAAGUAGAAGCAGAAGGCGUUCUGGCUUACUGCCUUGUCAACGGCGCUGCGGACCCUGGAGAGUCGCAGCGCAGCAGCAGCAGCGUGGCUGCGCAGCAAACACCAGCAGCAGCAGCAGCAGCAGUACAAGACACACUGGCGUCUGCAGCAGGAAGAGAUGGAGGCCCAGCAGCAGCAGCAGCAGCAGGAGCAGACGCAAGCGCAAACGCAGACGCAGCAGCAGCAGCAGCAACAGCAACAGCAACAGCAGAAGCAAACAAGCCCAGGGAUGCAUGCUUGGAUUUACCAACUCCUCAUUCUCGUUUAGAGAGUUUUCGUUUGUGUUCAUUUUUACGUCCUUUAUAUUUUUCUCGCUUUGAUGCGCGGGUGUCUCUUGAGCGGCAGCUGCUGCAGCAGCAUCUGCAGCAGAUUGUGCUGCAGGAAGCAGAUGCUGUGCUGGUGCUGCGCGAUGGGAUCGUCGAUCCCACCCUCAGCAGAGGCAAAGGAAUCAUAGCGAGUCAGAUGGAAGAUCAGGAAGAAGUCGCGGGAACAGCAGCAAGUGCCCUUAAAGGCCUGCAGCAGCACAAAGAGCAACCCCACCACCAACACCACCCCAAGCAACCUAGCAGCAGCAGCAGCAGCAGCAGCUGCAGCAGCAAAGACACCGGUGAAGACGCAUGUGGAUGCGGCAGCAAGUCUGCAGCAGCGGCAGCCGAUGAUGCAGCAGCCGCAGCAGCAACAGAAGCAGCAGCAGCAGAAGUAGCAGCAGCAGAGGACUUGAACGAGGAGGAAGAAGAGGAGCAGCAGCAGCAGGAGCUGCCGUCAGUUUGCUGCAGCUUCUUUGAUUUAGUUGAUGCCUCUGUACGCGCAGAGAUCGAGAAAGAAAUAAAGUUUAUACCUGAGUAUUCAAACUACUGGCGCUGCAACACGCAGCCGCUGCACAGGGGACAGGUUGGGAAGACGAGUCGAAAGUACGACAACGACUUUGCAAUUUACGACUACCGCAAAUUUGACUUCGGAAUGGCUAAACUCUCCGCUCUCAACUUAGCAGGCAUGCAUGAUGCUGCUGUUCUUAUUGUUACAGACUGGGAGGAACAGCAGCAGCAGCAGCAGCAGCAGCAGCAGCAACAGCAACAGCAGCCUGCUGCUGAUGGUGCUGCUGCUGGUGAUCCGGCUGCUUCUCGUUCUCCUGCUGCUUUUGCUCCUGCUGCUGCAACUGCAAAGAGUCAGGACCAAGGAAGAGCUGCUGAGGGCUCAGCAGCAGCAGCAACAACAGCAGCAGCAGCAACAACAGAAGCAGCAGAGACUGAAAAGAGCCCACCUGCCUCAAAGAGGAAGCCAAUAGUGUUGCAAGUUGGGAAGACGAGUCGAAAGUACGACAACGACUUUGCAAUUUACGACUACCGCAAAUUUGACUUCGGAAUGGCUAAACUCUCCGCUCUCAACUUAGCAGGCAUGCAUGAUGCUGCUGUUCUUAUUGUUACAGACUGGGAGGAACAGCAGCAGCAGCAGCAGCAGCAGCAGCAACAGCAGCCUGCUGCUGAUGGUGCUGCUGCUGGUGAUCCGGCUGCUUCUCGUUCUCCUGCUGCUUUUGCUCCUGCUGCUGCAACUGCAAAGAGUCAGGACCAAGGAAGAGCUGCUGAGGGCUCAGCAGCAGCAGCAACAACAGCAGCAGCAGCAACAACAGAAGCAGCAGAGACUGAAAAGAGCCCACCUGCCUCAAAGAGGAAGCCAAUAGUGUUGCAAGUUAUUCAUGUCUCCACAACAGACGAAAUCGAUAGGAUCGGGCACAGCAGCAACAGCAGCAGCAACAGCAACAGCAACAGCAGCAGCAGCAGCAGCAGCAGCGCUGGGCCUGCAAGUCCCUUAGUCAAUCCUCGCUUUAUAAUUCACGUGGGGCGCAACGCCAAAUGCCGAGUGCAUCAAACACACGUCAGCUUCUCCUCUUUGCUGUCUUCCGCUGAGCAGGAGCAGCUCAAGCAAAUCAGGCAGCAGCAGCAACAGCAGCAGCAGAAGCAGCAGAAGGGCUUCCGAGGCCCCUUCAUCAACUCUGCCACCAGAGUGGUUGUGGAGGAGGGAGGCGAACUGCACCAUGUCUAUGCCCAGGAGCUGGAUGAGACUGCUAACCAUGUGGAGAAUAUCUCCGUCUGCUGCCGCCCUGGCGCGCAGUACCGCCUGACCCACGUCGACUUGGGGGCAGCCUUCAGCCGCUUCGCGCUGCAGGUAGAAGGGGCUGAGGGCUCUUCGCAUAUAUCCCGCGGGCUGUCGCUGCUGCACAAAGAGCAGAGACACUCCAAGUUUGAAAUGUUUCAUCACUUGGAGCCAAACGCAACCACCGACCAAGUGCAUAAAAGCCUCGUCGCAGGAAAAGGGAGAGCUGUGUGGCGGGGUCGUAUUCGAAUAGAAAGAGAGGGGGUUGGAGCUGACGCCUCCUCUUUAAAUCGCGUAGUUCUGCUGGAAGAUGGCUCCAGCUGUGUGGCAGUGCCUACGCUGGAAAUCAUACCCGAAGACAUCAAAAAGGCGACGCACGGGGCAGCUAUACGGGACUUCGAUACGGAGCCGCUCUUUUUCAUGCGAAGUCGGGGGCUUCCAACAGAGGAGGCUAAGCGGUUGCUGAUGCUGGCGUUUGCUGAGGACGUUGUGAGGCCAACGGAGGACCCGCAGCUGUCGGCGCGUGUGCAGCAGAAGGUGCAGCAAUUGCUGCCAAAGGGCGGCGAGAGAGGGGAAGAGAUGCAGCGCCACCACAUGUUCCGCGGGGGUGAUGGGGGUACCUGA